This is a messenger RNA of Mirounga angustirostris (Northern elephant seal), 7396 nucleotides long. RefSeq names its product AGBL carboxypeptidase 1 (gene AGBL1). The record is from RefSeq and is a predicted model, not a curated record. The transcript has 23 exons. Gene Ontology annotation, molecular function: metallocarboxypeptidase activity; zinc ion binding. Lineage: Eukaryota; Metazoa; Chordata; Mammalia; Carnivora; Phocidae. Gene Ontology annotation, biological process: proteolysis; protein side chain deglutamylation. The coding region runs from base 206 to 3562 and encodes 1118 amino acids.
CCCGCUGUGGGAGUCGGGGGGCCUUUGCGCCUGAGCCGAGGGCUAGGGUUGCACCACGGUGACUUCACACGCAGCACCAUGUGCAGCUGAGCCUCCGUGCAGCAGUUCUCCCGCGAGGUGGGCAGCGAGCUCAGUCUGGCAGCCGCCGCCUCCCUCCAGCCCCGGUCUGGCCGCAGGCAGCCGCUGCCCCAGGACCAGCGAGGGGAUGGCCGAACAGGAAGCCAGUGGGCUGCAGGUCCUGCUGCGCACGCUUCAGAGCUCCUCAGACAAGGAGUCCAUCCUGACCAUCCUCCAGGUUCUCGGAGAUCUGCUUUCUGUUGGCACCGACCGAAGGAUUCGCUACAUGAUCAGUAAAGGGGGCAGCGAGGCCCUUCUGCAGACCCUGGUGGACACAGCCAGGACAGAUUCUCCAGACUAUGAUGUCCUCCUGCCCCUCUUCCGACUGCUGGCCAAAGUUGGCCUACGAGAUAAAAAGUUUGGACAGAAGGCACUAGAAUUGGAAGCACUCGAUGUGACAUUGAUUCUGGCCAGGAAAAACCUGUCCCACAGCCAGAACCUCCUUCACUGUCUCUGGGCUCUGCGUGUAUUCACCUCUAGUGUCACCACGGGGGCCAUGCUGGGAAUUAAUGGAGCAAUGGAACUGCUUUUCAAGGUCAUCACCCCUUAUACCCAGAAGCGCACCCGAGUAAUCAGGGCAGCCACCGAAGUUCUGGCAGCAUUGCUGAAAUCCAAGUCUAACAGCCGCAGGGCUGUGAACAGAGGCUACGUCACCAGCUUGCUCUGGCUGCACCAAGACUGGCACCACCAAGACGUCGCCAAUACCUACGUGCUGAUCCGCCGGGCGCUCCUGCUCAGCCUCAAGCACAUUGCCAACCUCCGGUCUGGCAGGGAGGCCUUCCUGGCAGCCCAGGGCAUGGAGAUCCUCUUCAGCACCACCCAGAACUGCCUGGACGACAAAAUCUUGGAGCCUGUCAUCUCCAUCGUAAUUCAGAUCCUUAGACAGUGUUACCCAAAGAGCCCGCUUCCCCUGGUCACACCCAGCAGCGCUUAUGCCUUCCCGGUCCCUGGGAGCAUCCCCUCCGAACCUCCGUGUGUUCUAGCCGAAGAGGAUUUUGAAGAUGAUGCCGAUGAGGAAGUGGAUAAAGAUUCAGACUCUGAAGAUAUGAAAGAGCAAGAUGAUGACUUGGAAACGGAUGUGAACAAGCUAAGUUCCAAACCUGGUCUUGACCGACCCGAAGAGGAACUGAUGCAGUAUGAGGCGAUGUGUCUUGAGCUCUCCUGCAGCUUUGAGGAACUCGAGUCUAAACCUGCAGAUGAUUUGAACUUUGAAGAGACUCAGCAUGCCAAGCACUACCACAUUCCGACUGCAGCCUCCCCAAAGCAGCAUUGUUUGACUGAGGACCAACGCCCCUGGGGGCAAGAAAGAGAAGACAUGGUCCAGACUUCCCUCCCGAGUAUGGUGAAGAUGGGGAGGUCCGCCAUGCAUCCAGCCUCCAAAAAAGGCCCUGGGAACACCGCAUACCAAAACAUGCAAUCAAAUGGUCUUGGGAUAGAUUCUUCUGGAAAAGAAAUCCCUGACAUUCAAGCUUCCCUCAAACAGGAUGCUUGGGAUAUAGACGUGAUUUCCUGCCCAAUGAUGAGUGCCUCCUUCUCCAAUUCCACUAGGCCUACAGAAACUGCUGAAGUAAUAGAUAAGCUUCUGCAGACACAUCCCAAGCAUAUCCCCUUCCAUGACCCCUCUCUUUAUAUGGCCAAAGCCAGAAGAACCAGAUCUGUAGCUGACUUCAAGAGGAUGGCAUUUCCUGACCUCUGGGGUCACCGUCCACCUCCCUCUGCUCAGUCAAUGCUGGAGCGGAAGUGUGGACUCCAAAGGAUCAAGAUAUUUGAGGAUGUCCGGAGGCUCAUCCAGCCAAGUGAUGUUAUAAAUAAAGUUGUCUUCAGUUUAGAUGAGCCUUGGCCGUUGCAAGACACCGCUUCUGACUGCUUGCGGUUCUCCUCCAAGUUUGAGUCAGGAAAUCUUCGCAAAGCCAUCCAAGUGCGUGAGCGGGAAUACGAUUUGCUGGUCAACACUGACGUGAAUAGCAGCCAGCACCAGCAGUGGUUCUACUUCAAGGUGAGCGGCAUGAGAGCUGCUGUCCCUUACCGCUUCAACAUCAUCAACUGUGAGAAGCCCAACAGCCAGUUUAAUUACGGGAUGCAGCCAACUGUGUAUUCUGUGAAGGAGGCUCUUCUUGGCAGACCCACCUGGAUACGGAUGGGCUAUGAAAUCUGUUAUUAUAAAAAUCAUUAUCGCCAGAGUGCAGCCGUCAUGGGGGGAGCGUCUAAGAAGUGUUUUUAUACCCUCACCUUUGUGGUCACUUUCCCGCACAAUGAGGAUGCCUGCUACCUGGCCUACCACUAUCCCUACACCUACACAGCCCUCCUGACUCACCUUGACAUCCUGGAAAAAAGCGUGAACCCCAAGCAAGUCUACUUCCGCCAGGAUGUUCUCUGCCAGACGCUGGGAGGGAAUUCGUGUCCAUUGGUGACUAUCACGGCCACGCCUGAGUCUAAUAGCGCUGACCACCUGGAGCAGUUCCGGCAGCGUCCAUACCAGGUGAUCACUGCCCGAGUGCACCCGGGAGAGAGUAAUGCCAGCUGGGUGAUGAAGGGGGCCCUGGAGUUCCUGGUCAGCAGUGACCCCGUGGCUAGACUCCUGAGGGAAAACUUCAUUUUCAAGAUCAUCCCCAUGCUCAAUCCAGAUGGUGUCAUCAAUGGCAACCACAGAUGCUCACUGAAAGGGGAGGAUUUAAACAGACAAUGGCUCUCUCCCAGUGCUCAUCUUCAGCCAACAAUCUACCAUGCCAAAGGACUCCUGUACUACCUGAGCAGUGUGGGCCGAAGUCCCAGGGUCUUCUGUGAUUUCCAUGGCCACUCUCAAAAGAAGAAUGUAUUCCUUUAUGGUUGUAGCAUAAAGGAGACCUUGUGGCAAGCAGAGUCCACUGUGGGCACAUCGACUCUCUUGGAAGACAUCGGCUACAGGACUCUUCCCAAAAUCCUUGAUAAGCUAGCCCCAGCAUUCACAAUGAGCAGCUGCAGCUUCCUCGUGGAGAAAUCCCGAGCCUCCACAGCCCGGGUGGUGGUGUGGAGAGAGAUGGGGGUGUCCAGAAGCUACACCAUGGAGACCAGCUACUGUGGUUGCAACCAGGGACCCUAUCAGGGUCUCCAGUUUGGCACCAGUGAGCUGGAGGAGAUGGGAGCCAUGUUCUGCUUGAGUCUCCUCAUCUUGGAACUCAAGUCUGUAAGCUGCAGCCAUCAGCUCCUGACCUGGGCAGCAACUCUCCUGAAUGCUGAUGAAGAGACCCUGGACCACCACCUCCAGGGACGCAGCAGCAGCGUGACCUCAGAACUGGAUGAUGAGCCCCCCUGCAUGGAGGAAAUUGAUUACAGUACAGACAGCAGCUCAGACCCAGAAGGGAGCUUCUCUGAGCUGGACCGGCAGAUCCAAGAGUGCGCUUUCCACAAGGAUGAGGGAGGGGAAGAAGAAGAGGGGCCAGGCCAGGGAAGAAAAGCCAUCCCUUAGCCCUGAGGUUCAGAGCGAGCUCCAUGUCUCUAACCAUGGACUAGCAGCUCUGUUGUUUCUUUACCACCACACAUGUACAGCAUCGGUGCCAAAAGCCAGCCCAUGUGAGCCCAGCAACCUAAUUCCAGAGUUUGUUCUAGUUUCAUUAGGCAUAGAGACUAGCUAUGUUACAGUUAUACCUUUUACAUACAUAGUUAGGUGGCCUUUGGAGCCCAUGCAAGCUGCCAUUAUGCUAGAAAGGGCUACACGCAGGAUUACCAUGGAUCCUCUCAGCACUAUUUUGAGCUCUUCUCCCUUCCUGUGCUUGAAACUGGAGGAGCCUGGAACUAGGAGUUGGGCUUCUUUUUGGCUUCUCAGCCAGAUUUCUAUAUGGUUGUCUAAGUUGUUCUACAUAUGAAUGUUAUCUCCUCUAGUUGUCUUCCUACUAUAGCAUCUGAGCUCCUCAGCACAAGUUAUGAGCCCCACUGAGACUUCUGAGGGUCCUAGCAGGGUAUUCAGCUGCUGAAUUAUUGAACAUGAAUGGAUGCACAAUGGAGAAUUUGCAAGCAUCAUGCUUAGUCUGUUUUAAUAGUGUAUAUUUUACAGAUCCAGUAUAAUCCAGGAACUGUCCUAGAUUCUAAGGGAAAAGGCACAAUACUGAAUAAGACAUGGCCAUUGGUCUUUACAAACUUUAAAAUCCUAUGAAUUCAGGCCACUAACCAUAAUGCUGGAAGGCAGCAAGUCGUAGUGGAAAAAUCAUUCAUUUCAGAUUCAGACAGACGUGGCUCAUACCCUGGAUAUGGCAAUCAGUUGUUAGGAGAACUAAGGCUACUAAUUAGAUUUCCCUAAACCUCAGUUUUCUUAUACAUACAAUGGAGAUGAACAUUAUCCAUAUUAUAAAGUUAUCAUGAAGAUGAAAUGAGAUAAUAUAUAAAAGCAUACAGAUUGGCACAUGGUAGGCACCCAAUAAUGUUGGCUGGUUUUCCUUCAUAACACAAGUAGAACAUUCUGUAUAGGCAUUCUCAGUUACAGAAAACAUUACCUACAGUCACGUGGUUAGAAAGUAGUCCCUCUUCCUGGAGGGCUUCUGGGAAGGAGGUUACAGAGGAGCAGAGUGUAGGAGGUUGGAAUGUCAUAAAGUAAGUGAAAUUGAGCAAGGCCCUUCGGCAUGCAGGGGCAAAUAGCUUAGAGAUUUGGAUGAUGUCUAGGUGUACAGGACUCAUGCAGAAAGGAUGAGAAGGGGCAUAAAAGGCAGAUACUGAAUGAGAGAUAAGAUGGAGAAAAUAUGGUAGGUCAAAUUUAUGUUUGUCCAGAUGCCAUAUAUAUUUAGUUAUGAUUAGGUUUGGCUAUGAGAGAAGGAGAAUCCAAAAUUGCAAUACCUUUGUAAAACAUAAUCUGUUUAUCUUUUAUGUGGAUUCCAGAUAUAGGCAGGCCAGAGCUGAUAUUGUGAGUACCAGGUGUCCAGCGCCCAGUUUCUAUUGCUUUCUAGCUUUGCUGUGUGUUGCUUCUACUCUUAGUCUAAGAUGGCUGCUAAAGCAUCAGCUUUUGCAUCUACAUCCUAGUCAGCAAUAAGAAGGAUAGAAAAAGAAGAACACAUUCUCUAUAUUUCAAAAAGCUAUACAUUACACUUCUCCUUAAUACCACCAUCUAACAAGUGGUCCUGUGGUCACAGGUAGCUGCAAGAGAGGGUGUAAAAUAUAGUCUUUAUUUGAGUUGGGCAUAGGGAAAAGGGAAUAAUGCAUACUGGGGAUCAAAUAUUGCCAAAUACUUCUCCUGAUAAGCCAAUCACCACCUUGAGAUUUUGGAAACAAUAAUUUCAGAAAAAACUCACAGCAACCCUCUAGACCAGCAGAAAGCCACACCAUAGAACGUUGCCAUAAUUUAGCCCCAAGGCAUAGGAGAAAGGCAGGCGUGUUAUGAUCCGAAGAGCUGAUAUUAUUAUUAUUAUUGCUACUACUAUUAUUAUUGAUAAUCCCUUCUUUUUCCAACUCCUUUCCAAAUUUCUUUGCUAUAGUUCAGAAACCACAUAUCCAUUCUUGGUGUUAAGACACUCAGAUGUCUGAAAUGUAUAUAAGAAGUUUAAAGGAAAUAGCAAAGACACCACAUUCAAAUCCCAGAUAACAGCAGGGCUUAACUUCUCUUAUAAACCUUUCCACUCUUAAAUAGAGGAUAGCAUUAUGUUUCUGUUCUCCCAUUGCUUGGAGGAGUCAAGAAGACAGUUGCAUUGAAAAUGUAAAUGUUGGGAAGGAUGGAAAUAAUUGUGACUCAUCAUCGCCACUUUGUGUGCCUCAGCUCAAAUUUGCUUAUGGGAUGAACUUCUGGUCACCUGACAUGUUUCUGAGGGCAAGUGACUAGGACAUGUAAAUUUCUACUUGGAGGUUCAGGAAAAGCCAGUGACAUGGGACAUGGAUUCAUCCAUUUAGCAAACAUACAUUAAGCACCUACUAUGUGUCGUGACUUUACUAAGCUCUAAGAAUGCAAGGAAAAGGACCUACUCUGUUUGCAAGUGGGAAAGAUAAGCAGUAAACAUUUCAAUGCAGUGGCACAAGCCUUUAUGGAGCUUUGCAGAAGAUCAUCUAAUGGGGCAGCAGUGGUGGGAAACGUGUACCAAGAGGUGAUAAUUGAGGUGGUUCUUGAAGGAUGUGCAAGAGUUUUCAGGUGAAAAGGAGAAGAAACAUGCUAAGGAGUAGAAAGAGUUUGUGCAAAAGCCCUAGGGUGGGGUUAAAACUUGGAAUAAAAUUAUUAGUGUGACUGGUUUAAAAGAUGUGUUUGUUUGUGGGGAUGGGAAGGGAGUGACAAGAGAUGAAAUUGAGAACAUUGGCAUUGAAAUGAUCAGGCAACAUUGACAUGCCUUGAUGAAAAGGUCAGUCUUUAUUCUGAAUGUGCUGGUGGAGACAAAGAAUCUUCAGCAGAAGCAUGCCCCCGAAUGAUGUCUGUGGGCAUGCAGUGGGACCGCUGUCCUGCUUGCUUAUGACUGAUUGACUGGAUACCCUGCUAUGGUGGUAAUUCAGUAAUAUGAGGACCCUAAGUGUGAACUUACCCUAUUUGUAGAUCAGCAGGUUUGCAAUAAGAUGAGAGAUAAUGAGUGCAGUUUGGGGUCAUGUUGAAUACUGGGGGCCUAUGGCAGGUCCAUGAGGAAAGGACUUCUAGAAGUAUAUCAGUAGAAGGAGAGGUAUAUGCAGUGAGAUGGGGACUGGUGAAAGUCUUGAGCAACUAAGCCCAGGUGCCAGUCAGCCGAGAAGGAGUUUGUUCAGAGGGAACAGAAGAGUUAGAGAGAGAGCUGACUUCCGUCCCUUCCUGCUGGGACUGAAGGCCAUUCUGUGUCACACCUCACUCGUUUUCGGUCUUGGGGCCGAAGAGAGGGCUCACUGGCAAGUCAACUCCAAAUAAUGAUAGGAAUGGCUCUUCUAGCCUGGCCAGACAUGUGUCUUGUUGGCCAAACGACUAUAGUGAAUUGUUCUGAAAACCCUGUUCCCCCAAACUCAUAGCCAAACAAGAUUACUCAAGGAUUCCAGGCAGUGAUGGGCUCUAAUGGGAAGCAGAUAUGGUUCAAAGUGUGCAGGGGGGAUGAGAGUCUGGAGAAGUGAUGCUGGAGCCAGACCAUGGGCACAGGUGUCCGGUACCAGCUGGUACCCAGUGCUCUGCCUGGCAGGGCUAGGACUCAGAGUGGGCUGGGCAAGGGGGCUGCAGUUUCCUGGGGCACCCUGUGCACUUUCUCUGAUGGGCAAACAUGGGUAGCUGGCCUUUUACACCUCUAGGGCAGUCCCAUUAGGGGUAGAGAAGUACAAGGCUUCUUGUGAUCCCCUAAGGAUCAUACUUCCACGAUUCCUUAAGGGUGGAAUAUGCAGGCUGCUC